AUGCCGAGCACCAAGAGCGAAAAGCGCCAUUUCUCUAGCAACUCCAGCUCCUCACGACAUGCCAACUCCUCCAAAGACUUCCCUCAGAAAAUCAAGAACUUCUUCCGAAUAAACAGCUCCAGUAGCAAUGUUAAUGCCGGUAUCAACAACGAUGGCGCUGCUCCCUUACCAAAGCCAGAAAAGUCAACAUUCAGGCAAUCCCGCUUCUUGGGCCUUACCCGACACCGAUCACAGACGAUAGCAAGUGAGGGUGAUCCGUUAGAAAACCAUAUGUCACCCACAGCAAAUGCCAAUCCAUACUUUGCCCACCAAGGUCCUCCAGCCCUCCGGCAUCACAACGACAGCAGUGUCCCUCCCUCUCCCCCAGAUUCGCCUAGAGUGACAAAGGUGGAAGCCGUGAGUGGCGCAAAUGAUCAAGCUACUGCAGCAGGAAAGGAAGAGUUGGCGAGAAAGUUGCGAAGGAUAGCGUCAGCGCCCAAUGUCCAAGGAUUGUUGGGAGGGUCGAAGAAUGACGAGCGGCCGUCCACGGCAGAGAUUGGCAAAGAACCUUUGGCGCAGAAUGCUAGAGAUGCAUCACUGAGCUUAGUUGACCACAACAAGGGCCAUUUGUUGCCUGUACCCGAUCCAGACGGUAGUCUGGAUCCUCCGCCGUUCCGCAAUUCGUUAGCAUUUCGAAGAACAUACAGCUCCAAUUCGAUAAAAGUAAGGGAAGUCGAGGUUGGGCCUGGAAGCUUUGACAAGAUCAAAUUGAUAGGAAAGGGGGACGUGGGCAAAGUAUAUUUGGUAAGGGAAAAGCGAUCGAGUCGGUUAUAUGCUAUGAAAGGAUACAGUCUUGAGCAAGAAAGAGAUGAUCAAGAGAAACAAAAUAAAACGAGCAUUGGCAGAACAGGAGAUCCUUGCGACGAGCAAUCAUCCGUUCAUUCAUUGCAAACACGUCCUGGUAAAUGCGUACCGGAAGACGACGCCCGCUUUUAUGCAGGAGAAGUGAUCGCAGCGCUCGAAUACCUCCAUCUCAUGGGUUUCAUCUACCGAGACCUGAAACCAGAAAAUUUCGACCUCUCAAAACAAUCAGGGCCCGGCGGUGCCCCUACAAUGAUCGUCGGGCGAAACGGCGCCAUGGCAGGCAAUGGAGCUCCUAUAAUAGACACAAAGUCCUGUAUCGCAGAUUUUCGUACCAACUCGUUUGUCGGAACAGAAGAAUACAUAGCACCAGAGGUGAUAAAAGGCUGCGGCCAUACAAGUGCGGUGGACUGGUGGACCCUGGGCAUAUUGGUGUACGAAAUGCUGUACGGCACAACGCCCUUCAAGGGAAAGAACAGGAACCAGACAUUCGCCAACAUAUUGCGAGACGAUGUGCCAUUCCCCGAACAUGGCGGCGCGCCGCAAAUAUCGAAGUAA
Bacidia gigantensis is the source of this 1398-nucleotide messenger RNA. RefSeq lists its product as uncharacterized. Gene Ontology annotation, cellular component: nucleus; cytoplasm; plasma membrane. The coding region runs from base 1 to 1398 and encodes 465 amino acids. NCBI's taxonomy places the organism in Eukaryota, Fungi, Ascomycota, Lecanoromycetes, Lecanorales, Ramalinaceae. Gene Ontology annotation, biological process: protein phosphorylation. The record is from RefSeq and is a predicted model, not a curated record. The transcript is spliced from 4 exons. Gene Ontology annotation, molecular function: ATP binding; protein serine/threonine kinase activity.